Molecule: messenger RNA, 2818 nt
Organism: Symphalangus syndactylus (siamang)
Lineage: Eukaryota; Metazoa; Chordata; Mammalia; Primates; Hylobatidae
Gene: NECAP1
Product: NECAP endocytosis associated 1
Biological process (GO): endocytosis
Cellular component (GO): membrane; clathrin vesicle coat
Source: RefSeq, a predicted model, not a curated record
UACGUUUCGCCCCCGGCAGCGCGGACAGCGGAGCCAAGAUGGCGGCCGAGUUGGAGUACGAGUCUGUGCUGUGUGUGAAGCCGGACGUCAGCGUCUACCGGAUUCCGCCCCGGGCCUCCAACCGCGGUUACAGGGCAUCUGACUGGAAAUUAGACCAGCCUGAUUGGACUGGUCGCCUCCGAAUCACUUCAAAAGGGAAGACUGCCUAUAUCAAACUCGAGGAUAAAGUUUCAGGGGAGCUCUUUGCUCAGGCACCAGUAGAACAAUAUCCUGGUAUUGCUGUGGAGACAGUGACAGAUUCCAGCCGCUACUUUGUAAUCCGGAUCCAGGAUGGUACUGGGCGCAGUGCUUUCAUUGGCAUUGGCUUCACAGAUCGGGGAGAUGCCUUCGACUUUAAUGUCUCCUUGCAGGAUCACUUCAAGUGGGUAAAGCAGGAAUCUGAGAUUUCCAAGGAAUCUCAAGAAAUGGAUGCUCGUCCUAAGUUGGAUCUGGGCUUCAAGGAAGGACAAACCAUCAAGUUGAGUAUCGGGAACAUUACAAACAAGAAAGGAGGUGCUUCUAAACCCAGGACUGCAAGGGGUGGGGGCCUGAGCUUACUCCCACCCCCGCCAGGAGGCAAAGUCACUAUUCCCCCACCAUCCUCCUCAGUUGCCAUCAGCAAUCAUGUCACCCCACCACCCAUUCCGAAAUCUAACCAUGGAGGCAGUGAUGCAGAUAUCCUUUUAGAUUUGGAUUCUCCUGCUCCUGUCACGACACCAGCACCAACUCCAGUUUCUGCAAGCAAUGACUUGUGGGGAGACUUCAGCACUGCAUCCAGAUGGAGUUUCGCUCUUGUCACCCAGGCUGGAGUGCAAUGGCAUGAUCUCGGCUCACUGCAACAUCCGCCUCCUGGGUUCAAGCAAUUCUCCUGCCUCAGCCUCCCAAGUAGCUGGGACUACAGGUUUGUCCAGGUAACUUGCAUUGGCCAACAGAAUCAGAGCAAAUACACCGUACACCUUAUCUGAAUAAAGGAUGCUACUACAUGGUUCAGCUUACGAGGAGCUAUUCUGUGAUCUCAGCUUCCAGAAUGAGAAAAACACUUGGAGAGGAGCCAAGCAGAGCUGCAGUCAACUCCAAGGUGACCCUAAGCACAAGUGUAAUGUGAGUGAGAAAUACAUGUUUGUUGUUGUAAGCCACUUGGAUUUUGGGGUUGCUGGUGAUACAGUGUAAUCCAGUUACAAUGUGACUUAUUCCAGGGAGAGAGCUAUAAUUUUAGGAAUAUGGUUUGCUUUCUAAUUAUGAGCUUAGAUUGUAAAGACUCUGAAAAUCAAUGAUCAUUAUUUCAGGGAGUAUAUGUGCAUGUAUACCUGUCUACGUGCACGUGCUGGUUAGGCCCAAUAAUUAAUCUGUGGAGAACUUAAAAUUCCCUUAUCCUUCCCUUAUGCUUUGUCAUUCCCCUUUCCCUUUUCUUACUAAAUAAUUUGAUUCUAAAUAAAGCAGUAGCAAGAUAGGUGUCUGUGGUGAGGUGGCUGGGAGAGCAGCAGUGUCCUGGCACAGGGUGAGAGCUUUAGCAGGGUGAGAAGGGUGACUGUGCAGCAGGGUGUUGGCUUGACAGUGGUUCUGGAGCCCAAGCAGAGUGAGAAGAACAUCCCGUGGGGGUGGGAAAGUGUCCUGGCGUGGAGAACCAGAGCGAGGAGAUAUCCACUCCUGGCAAUGGCCCAGUGCAGGGUGUCAGAGGAUAAGAUUGAGGAGGGUGUCCAUAGUAGGGGUAGCCUGAUGUGAGAGGUCAGAGUCUGAGAGAUAAAGAAGGCAUCUAUGUGGUGGGAUAGUCAGGUGCAGUGAGUUGGAGUGCAAGCAGGGUGAGGAGGGCAUCCAUGUGUGAGGUCACCUUCUAUAGGGAGUCAGAGUCGCAAAUGGCUGAGCACAGUACUCUAGGGCCAGCCUGGUAUGUAUGUCAGCAUGUGGGAGAGGUGAGGAGGACACCCAUGCCUAGUGUUGGCCCAGUUGGGGUUGGGACUCAGCACUUAAGCAGGAUGAGGAGAGAGAGCAUCCUUGCAGAGGGUAGACCUGGUGUGGGUUUCAGAGACCAAGCAUGAUAAGGAGGGUGUCUAUGUGGUGGGGUAGCCCAGUGAGGGCACUCAGAUCCUAAGUAGGGUAAGAUGGGCAUUAUUGCUGGCAGAUGGAGGACCUGCAUGGAGUGUCAGAGUCCAAGCAGGAUGAAGAAAGCUUCUAUGCAGAGGGUAGACUUGGUGUGCGUUUCAGAAACUUAGCAGGAUAAGGAGGUGGUCCAUGUGGUAGAAUAGCCCAGUGAGGAAGUCAGACCCUUCCAGGGUGAGGAGGGCUUCCACCCAUAGGGUGACCUUGUGUGGAGCAUUAGAACCUAAGGGGGUCUAAGUGGUGACUAGGGGACCAGCAUCAGGAACCAGAGUGCAAGCAGAGUGAGGAGGGCUUUCCUGCAGAGGAAUGGCCUAGCAUAGGGAGUCAGAGCCUUGGCAGGGUGAGGGGGAUGUUUGUGGGGGGAUGUUCAUGGGGGUGGGGAGUGGGCUGGCCCUUUGCUGGCACUCUCAGAGUGAGGAGGGAAGGCAUCAGCGCAGGAGAUGGUGGCUUGGACUGGGGAGUCAGAGCCCAACUAGGAAGAGAGGGACAUCUUAGCAGGUGGGAGAUUGAUGACAUCCAGGAGAUUGAUCAAAUAAGGAAUAAGUGAAAGACAAUGAAAGCAGGUUUCUUACUGUCACAGAAAGGAGUUAGGAAUGUGGGAAGGGAGAAAACUAGAAUGAAACCUGUGAUGUUAGAUUGGAAUUAGAGGAAUUAGUGUGAACUCAUGGUGUUCAAUGUAUUU